AUCUCUCGCUCUCUCUCAUAUAAAUAUCUCCAUCACCACCUCCUCCGUCCAUUACCAUCUCUCCAUAUUCCUCUGCACUUGCAGACGAAACGAAGCGUCUGAGAGUACAGCUCUUUUGAAUCCGCAGGUGAAAGAUGGCGUCGAACGAACCGGAAAGCUGCGAGCAGCUCGCGGCGUGUCCUAGCUUCAACAGCUACUCCGCCAAUCGGCUCGCCGACGUCGCUAACCGGGUCGCUCUUGAGGACGAAGACGAGGGACGCGGCUCCUCCGAGUCGGAGCCCACUUCUUCGGGAAAUGAUUUGAGGGGCGGUUGUCACGAGGCCGGGGACGAUGAUUUCGAGUUCGUCUCGCUCGUCAGGGAGCACCACGAGGUCCUGAUCAACGGCGGCCAGAUCGGCCCGGUCUUCCCGGUGUUCAAUCGAGACCUUCUACACGUGCGCGGUGACAGGGCUUCGGACCGCGAAGCGAAGGCGGAUCGGGAUCACGACCGCGAAGGUGCGGUGUCUUCGAUAAGGAUUCCGUUGAAGGACUUGUUCGUCGAAGAUCGCGAUCCUCCGUCGUCGUCGUCGUCGGAAGCCGACGAGCUGGAAGGGAUACCGGAGGGCAGCUACUGCGUGUGGACGCCGAAGUUGCCGGCGGGUUCGCCGCUGUCGCCUAGCCGGUGCAAGAAGAGCAGCUCGACGGGGUCGUGCUCGAAGCGGUGGAGGUUGCGCGACCUGCUCCGCCGCAGCAACAGCGAAGGGAAGGAAUCGUUCGUGUUCUUGACGCCGAGCUCGAGGUCGAGCUCCAUGUCGAGGAGCAGCGACGCGAAGGCCGGAGGGGAAGCGAAGGAGAAGGCGAGCCCGCCGUCCGACCAAGCUGUCGUGGUCGCGGGGAGGAGGAACAAGGCUAAGGAGAAGGAGACGGCGGCGGCGGCGUCGGCGCACGAGGUGUUCUACGUGAGGAACAGAGCACUGAAGGAAGGCGACAAGCAUAGGUCGUACUUGCCGUACAGGCGAGGCCUGGUCGGCUUCUUCGCCAACGUGAACGGAUUGGGGAGGACGUUUCCUCCUUUCUGAGCUCCGGCGCAAUUUCGCUUUUUCUUUUUUAUUUAUUUAAUUAAAUUAAUGGGUUUGCCGGUUUGGUUUACUCAACGACG
Messenger RNA from Rhodamnia argentea, 1138 nucleotides. RefSeq lists its product as uncharacterized. The coding region runs from base 135 to 1058 and encodes 307 amino acids. Lineage: Eukaryota; Viridiplantae; Streptophyta; Magnoliopsida; Myrtales; Myrtaceae. The transcript has a single exon. The record is from RefSeq and is a predicted model, not a curated record.